AUGCUUUCUGCCGAAAGGCGGAUGGAUGAUCUGGGAUAUAAAUGUUUGGAAGAAGAGGAAGAGGAAGACUACGAAGCAUACUCACCAAAUUGGUAUCUCUCCAGAAACUUUGUAAAUGCGGCAGCAGGCAAGGGUCUACUUGAACUAUCCGGUCCUGCAGAUCCAUCAGGCACGGGAGAAGCAUUUAGCUUUAGAAAGAUUAGGCUGAAGAAAGGUAAUGAGUCGGAGAACCGCAAGAUCAUUGCUGAACAUCAGGCAACAUACAAAGAAAGAGCAGCAUCUAUCUGGAACAAGCAUAUUGAAAUGCUAAGAUCUUCGGAAAUGGUAGAGUAUACAGAAACAUCAAAAAGACUUACUUUUGAGAUUCCCAGUGAAACAACUGCCACUGAAACAGCGGCUUAUCUUACAAUUAAAAGAACGGUUGAUGAAAAUGGCACUCUUGUUGUAAAAACUGAAAAGAUAUAUGAUGGAAGGGUCAUAAAGGCGUAUUUAAAAGCAAGAAAAAGUAUUAAAGUUGAAGACAAGAAGACCACUUUUACCUGUUCAAGUUGCGGACAGCCUGGCCAUAUGAAGACAAACAAGAGCUGUCCAAACUAUGUUGGAUCAAUAAAAACGCCUAAAAGGAGGAUUGAGGAGAAGAAAGCGUCUUUGGUAUUUCAGGAAAAACUCGCAAAGCUUGUUUCUGUUUUUAUGUCGAUGCCAUUUUCAAACGCCUUUCACCGGCCUGUUUCCCUGAAAAAGUUUCCAAACUACACAGCAGUUGUAAAAGCACCCAUCGAUCUUGGAACUAUCAAAACUAAAGCAAGGAAUGGAGUGUACUCGAAAUACGAAGAGUUUCUUGGUGAUCUAAUAUUGAUGAAAGAGAACUGCAAGCUAUAUAAUGGACCUACUCACUCAUUGACGGAAAUAGCUGAUGAUAUUUGCAAUCAAGCACAGGACUACUAUCAGAACAACCUGUCUGAGAUUAAAGAGCUUGAAGCACAGGUUCAAGAAGAGAAGUAUGUCGUCUGA
This is a messenger RNA of Vittaforma corneae ATCC 50505, 1011 nucleotides long. RefSeq lists its product as uncharacterized. The record is from RefSeq and is a predicted model, not a curated record. Gene Ontology annotation, cellular component: transcription factor TFIID complex. Lineage: Eukaryota; Fungi; Microsporidia; Nosematidae. Gene Ontology annotation, molecular function: RNA polymerase II general transcription initiation factor binding; histone acetyltransferase activity; TBP-class protein binding. The transcript has a single exon. Bases 1 to 1011 code for a protein of 336 amino acids. Gene Ontology annotation, biological process: transcription by RNA polymerase II; RNA polymerase II preinitiation complex assembly.